This is a messenger RNA of Stegodyphus dumicola, 5018 nucleotides long. RefSeq names its product HECT, UBA and WWE domain containing E3 ubiquitin protein ligase 1 (gene HUWE1). Gene Ontology annotation, biological process: protein polyubiquitination; ubiquitin-dependent protein catabolic process; killing of cells of another organism. The record is from RefSeq and is a predicted model, not a curated record. Gene Ontology annotation, cellular component: membrane; cytoplasm; nucleus. Gene Ontology annotation, molecular function: ubiquitin protein ligase activity; protein binding; zinc ion binding. Lineage: Eukaryota; Metazoa; Arthropoda; Arachnida; Araneae; Eresidae.
AUGCUAGUUGUAACUUAUGGUCAUCAGUCAUCUGCCAUAUAUCAUGAUGAACAACAAGAAAGCAGUGAUUCUGAAAGUAAUUCGGAAUCUGGGCAUAGUCAUAGUGAAGAUGAUGCUGACCGUGAUGAGCGUACCGAUGAUGCAGAAGAUGAAGACGACGAAGAGGAAGAUAAUUCACGUUUCGAUAGAGGAGAUGAUUUCACUGGCUUAGAUUUUUUUCGGGUUCAAGAUCGAGAGGAUAAUUUGUUUUUUCAAUUGGAAGAAGUGUUUCCUUCUUCAGGUAGUUCAUCUGUAAUUUUUGGUGGGACAGAUGCUGUGAGAACAUUCCAAAUACCUGUUGUGACUGAUGAAACUACUACCGGAUCUGAAAACCCUGCUCCUACUAUGCCACCUGCACCUAGGUCAGUACCAGCACUUCAUCCUCUUUUAGUCAGGCAGGAGCCUAGUCCAUGUCCUUCCCUGGGACCUCGACUGCACCAUCAGCAGAGAGGGUACCGUCCAAUAGUUCAUCAUACAUAUGGACUAUAUACCCCUGCAAAUGGUAAUAGUAGCUCAAGACAACCAAACCCACCAGUCAUUUUGCAAAGCUCUCAUAGUUCAUCUGCAGCGCAAUCCCGCGUAGUUUUUGCAAAUAGUGAUUUUCGAAUACUUGCUGCUGAGGAUGAAGUUUUUGAUCCACAGGACCAUGAGAGGGUACCUGGAGAGAAUACUGGAAUUUUCGCAGGCAUUCCUGCUACUCUUAAUAGAUGGUCUGAAGAAUCAAGAGUUCUUGAUGCAGAAAGCAUUCAUGAUUGCUUAUUAGGUUGUAAACCAGCUAUAUUGAAAUGUUUAGAAGCAUAUAGAGAUGAUGAACUGUCUGAAAGGAAAGAAAAAAGAAGAAAGCUUCAGGAUAAAGGUGGAGACAAAAGUAGUGAUACAAUAACCAUAAGUGAUACUGAGACCUUAGAUGGCAUGAAUAGCAGUAAUUCAGAGCCACAUGUUGAAAGUCGAGCAUCAGCGAUGGAAGUUGCUGAACCAGCUAAUCAGUUUGAAAGCAAUAUAUCUGCAGCUCGAAAUAUGCCAGCAAUAAGUUUAGCUGAAGCUUUACCUGCUCAAGAUUUAAGAUCUCUUAGUACUGAAAGGCUAGCAGCUUCCAUAGUAGAACAAGUAUUGGGACCUGCUUUAGCUAUAACUUCUAAUGCUGGAUCCCAUCUGCCUUCACAAGCUGCCAGUGCUGCUGCAGAAUCUCAACCUUCUACAACGAUUUCUAAUUUUAUGUCUUCUCGUAUAGCUGAAGCUACUCUGUCUACAUCUCAGCUGCAAUGUUGUGAAUCCAUCCAGCCGCCAACAACCAGUUUUUCUACACCUAUGGAUACUAGUGAAUCUGAUCGUCUCACAUCAUCUGAUUUAUUAGAAAUGGACCUACUGAAUCCCGACUUGACAUUUGGGCCUCGUCUAAUGACAUCAACUCCAUUGUUAGAGUCAAAUGUUGAGAGCUCAACUGCAGCAUUUAUACAUGAUUUAGAGAACCUAGAAUCAGGUGGUCCUUUUCUGGAAGAUUUUGGCAGUGCUGCUUCGCUGCCUUCAUUUUCUCAGUCAGACAUUGAAACUAUAGAUUUGUUGGAGCCAUCUCAUCAGUCUAGGAAUGCAGUAAUUGAUCCAUUUUCUCAUCAGGACAGGAAUGCAGUUAUUGAUCCAUUUGCAUCUCCCAUACAAGAUAGGAAUGUAGUUAUUGAUCCAUUUGCAUCUCCCACACAAGAUAGGACUGCAGUUAUUGAUCCAUUUGCAUCUCCCACGCGAGAUGAGUCAUCAAAUGGUAUAGUUGAAUUUCCAAGUUCAUCGAAUGAACAGGUGAAUUCAGAGGAUUCAUGUGAAGCUUCAGAAACUAAAUUGGAUGACUCGCGUUCUUCUGUAGAGACAAUAACUGUUUUAGAUUCUUCUGACGAGGAAGAAGCAAAGAGAACACAAUUUAAUGAAUCACCAAAAAACCUGGAUACAACAAUAACAGUGUCAGAUUCAUCAGAUGAUGGAGAAAGAAAAAGUACUUCCGAGAAUAUUUCAGAUACAACAGUAGUUGAGUUGGAUCAGUCUCGUAAUGAUGGAGUAUUAGUCCCACCAAAUGCUGAUGUAGUGAUGAAUAUGAGUCAUGUAGACAGAAGAAAUUCAGUAGGAACUAUUAAUGUAGAUCUUCCUAUAGAUGAGAGGACAGGUAACUUUCGAUUGCCAACUUUAAGUGUUGUUCUUCAUGAUAUAAAUGCAUGUUUGCCUGAUGAUAAUACAAGUUCUUCAGAUAGUUUUGCUCCGCAAACCGAUGAUGAUGUAGAAGAGAGAAAUUCACGAGAGCCUUUAAGGAUAGAGGAUCUGCCUAGAGAUGAAAGAACAGGUGCUAUUCGAUUGCCAUCAGUAAGUGUUGUUCUUCAUGAUAUAAAUGAUCUUUUAUCUCCAGCUGAAAGAUCAACAAUUUCCUCAAGUAGUUAUGUUCCUUCUGGAGACCAACCAAGAGUGUCUACACCUAGUUUGCUGUCAGAUGAUGCUGUACCAUGUGAACAGCCAAACGUAACUGAAAAUGAUGCUCCCCCUGACUUUUCCAAUGUUUUAGGUGCUGGUGUUGAAAUUCCUGAAGGUGUUGAUCCUUCAUUUUUGGCUGCUUUACCUGACAACAUUAGGCAAGAAGUGAUAGCUGAACAAUUACGUCUCCAGCGUUUAAGGCAAAGAACAGAAGCAGUCACAAGUGAAAGUUCUAGCGAAGGCACUUCUUUCACUGAAGUAAAUCCAGAAUUUUUAGCAGCAUUGCCACCAAGCAUACAGGAAGAGGUUUUAGCCCAGCAAAGAGCGGAGCAGCAGCGAUUAGCUUCUCAGAAUUCCAAUCCAGACAUCCCUGUUGACCCUACAAGCUUUAUACAGACAUUACCACAAGGUUUAAGACAACAGGUUUUAGCUGAUAUGGAUGAUAGUUUGUUAGCUCUUCUGCCACCAGAAUUGACCUCAGAGGCACAUGCAUUGCGGAGAGAACUUGAAGCCCGACAUCGACAAAUCCAGGAGCGUUUCUUUUCCUCGCAUGCUGGUACUGCUUUAUCUCGUAUUUUACGUUCUGCUGGUCGGGUUGGAGCUCGCUAUACUAUUCACAGUCUUCCACAUCGAGGUCAGUGGACCUGGAAUACUUUAUCACCUCGAGGAGCAUCUAGUCCUUCAGGAAAUAAUUCUGGAUUAAGCAGUGCAGCUAUUUCUAACACCCUGAGACUUCGUGGACGCUAUCUGCUGGAUAAUGAAGCUUUGGCAUGUCUUUUAGUCUUGCUGUUUGUUGAUGAGCCUCAAUUGAAUACUGGUAGGCUUCAUAGAGUUCUAAGAAAUCUGUGUCAUCAUGGUCCCACUCGACAUUGGGUGGUUAAGUCAUUACUGUCCAUUUUGGAAAGAACAAGAGAGUACCAGGUUCCUGAAAUACAUACAGAUUCUCACCGUCAUAAAAGAAACCCGAAGCUUUUGAACACUAGAGAAUCAAGUGCUGUCCACUCGGCUUCCAGGAGGAGGAAAACCAGUUUACUUAGCAAACAAGAUUCAUCUAAUCGUGGUGGACAACCAUCGUGGUUAUCUAUUAGUUUAGAUGCUGCUUUGGGCUGUCGCACAAAUGUUUUUCAAAUAAGAAGAUUAACUACUGCUCACAGACGGGCUAAUGAACGGCAUAUUCUUGGUGUCCAGAAUGUUCUUUCCCCAAAUAUCCCUUUAGUCACUAUUCACCCACUGGCAUCACCAGUUAUAUGCAGGCAUGUUUUGGAUACUUUGAUAUCAUUGGCAAAAAGUUUUCCCAUACAUUUCUUACCUAAUCCAGCAAGAAGGGAGGAUAAAUCUAAAGAUACUAGUAACAAAGUUGAUCAGAAAUCAGGAAAAACUCCAGCUUCUGCUGGAGCUAAAACUGAAACCAAGAGUAUGUCUUCUUCUAAGUUAGAAAACGCUAGUUCACAUUCAGAAAGCGAUUUUUGGGAUGUACUUGUGAAAUUAGAUUCUUUAAGCACUACAUCACGCAAAGGCAAGACUGUGCUGAGGACUCACAGUGCUUCAUCUUCAGCAUAUGGGACAUCGUCUAGUUCCAGUUGUGAUGAAGUUGAAAAAAAUGUAGGACUUGAGUCAUCUCCAUUAACUAAACUAAUGAGUUUUCUUUCACAUCCUGUUGUUAAACGCAGCUCAGUAUUAACUGACCGUUUAUUACGAUUAUUAUCUCUCAUUUCAUUAGCUCUUCCAGAUCCAAAGACUUUUGUAAAAGGCAAAUCAAGCUCAGAUUUUAGACAUCAGAUAACCGAAAGUGAACGUUCUUUGUUGGAAGCAAACACAGGCUUGAAUUCAGAAAGCAGUGAGCAUUCAGUUUUUACUCUUGAUGCCCAUGAAGAUCAUCCUCUUUUUGGAUCUUCUGUUCUAGCCAAAGGGGAUACUGGUUUGAGAAAAUAUCUGAAAUUAGCUGUGGACGUUUUGACAUCGAAAACAUGUUCAGAAGAAGGACUUGAAGAUGCCACUGCUUUGCUUUUAAGAUUAUCUCGUGUCUGUUUAAGAAUACGACGUGCUGUGUUGUUUCUUCUUCUAGAUGGAGCCCGUGAACUUGGCCGUGCUGUUUGUGCCAACAUCCGUGCUCUGUCUCACGAAAUGCGUCGUAUAACUGUAGAGAAGAAUCCUGAAACUGAUGAGAGGGAGAUACUGUAUGAUGGUAGUUUUGCAAUAAAAGGAACUAUUCAAGACAGAUUUACUAAUUCUUCUGUUGUGAUUAAUGCACCUUCUAAAUUGAAAGGAAGAUGUGGCAGAGAACUGCAGUUGGCAUCGAUGUCUGCACUCACUAGCAAAGCAUCAAGUCAAGCUUUCUUCUUACGCAUUUUAAAAGUCAUUAUUCAACUUACAGAAUCAACUCAACUUUCAGGGAAAAAUAAAUCUCUCUUAGGGUCGGAUGCAGAUGAAAGUAAUAGUGAUGAAUCAUUAAUUCCUGGAACAAGUGCUGGACGCACUUAUGACUUGCGGAGGCCUAAUUCUAAUUUGUGGAGUGAUGGUACAAAUGGCAA